Molecule: messenger RNA, 1629 nt
Organism: Pteronotus mesoamericanus
Lineage: Eukaryota; Metazoa; Chordata; Mammalia; Chiroptera; Mormoopidae
Product: tigger transposable element-derived protein 1-like
Exons: 1
Coding region: 1-1629 (542 amino acids)
Cellular component (GO): nucleus
Molecular function (GO): DNA binding
Source: RefSeq, a predicted model, not a curated record
AUGCCCGGGAAAAGGCCCCUAAAUGCAACGGCCAUCCCGAGUGCCAAAAGGGAACGGAAAGCAAUUACCCUCGACAUAAAAUUAGAAGUGUUACGACGAUUUGAAGUGGGUGAAAAGCUCAGCCAGAUUGCAAAGGCCUUAAACCUUGCCGUCUCUACGGUGGCAACAAUCCGAGAUAACAAAGAAAAAAUCAAAGCGAGUUCACAAAUAGCUACUCCCUCGAGAGCCUCUCGGUUGACUCGCCAUCGAAGCGCAGUCAUGGAGAGCAUGGAACGCCUGCUGCGUGUGUGGCUGGAAGACCAGAACCAGCGGAACAUGCCCCUGAGUGUUGCCAUGAUUCAGGAGAAGGCCAAGAGUUUGUUUGAUGACUUGCAGCAUGAACAAGGGGAAAGCUCUCAAAAAGAAAAGUUUAGUGCAAGUAAAGGGUGGUUUGUGAGAUUCAAGGAGCGCCAUUGCUUGCCCCACUUCAAGAUGAACAGCACUGCUCCCAGCAGCAAGGACGCAUACCCCGAAGUUCUGAAAAGCAUCAUCGAAGAAGGUGAGUACACCCCCCAGCAAGUUUUUAAUGUAGAUGAGACAGGGCUUUAUUGGAAGAGAAUGCCUGAAGGGACGUUUAUUGCCAUGGAAGAAAAAGCUGAGCCAGGGUUUAAAUCAUCCAAAGAUCGCUUGAUGCUGCUUCUUGGCGGCAACGCCGCUGGGGACUUUAAGUUGAAGCCCUUAUUAGUGUACCAUUCAGAAGACCCCAAGGCUCUGAAGGGGUACUCCAAGCCCAAUUUACCUGUGAUUUGGCGCUCAAACAAAAAGGCCUGGGCAACCAGGAGCAUUUUUCAUGAAUGGUUCACAUACUUUUUUUGUCCUGCUGUGGAAAAAUACUGUGCCCAACAUAACCUAACCAACAAAGCAUUGCUCAUCCUAGACAAUGCACCAUGCCACCCCGUGAAUUUGAGUGAUCUCUCUGAUAACGUAAGAGUGGAAUAUCUUCAUGACAGUACAGCUGACUUGAUGCAGCCCAUGGGUCAAGGUGUAGCCUCUACCUUCAAAGCUCAUUACCUGAAAAGGACUUUUGAGCACAUCCUAGAAGCCACAGAUGGCGAGGAUACAGCUGUGAUCAGGGAGUUUUGGAGAAACUACAACAUCAUGGAUGCUGUGGACAACAUCGCGGUAGCUUGGGAGGCGCUCAGACCAGCAACAAUGAACAGUAUGUGGAAGAAAAUUUGGCCCCAGUGUGUUCAGUUCCAGAAUGUUCCCCAAACAGAUAACAUUGCACAGCUUCGACAAAACAUUGUGACCCUUGCCAGGACUGUGGCUUUUGACACAGUUGUGGAAGCCGACGUGAACCAGCUGCUGCAGUCCCACGAGAACGCACUCUCGAAUGAGGAGCUGAGGCAGCUGGAGCAGGGGCCGGCAGGGGAGGAGGAGAGUGAGGAGGCUCCACCUGCCCUGCGCCAGCUGACCACAGGGGAACUCUCGGCAGCCUUCUCGCACUUUGAGGCUGGCUUACAGGUCCUCACCAGUAGCUGCCCCGAUGAUGAGUGGAAACUGAAAGUUUCACGAGCAAUCAGUGAUGCAAUAAACUGCUAUAGGGAGUUGUACAAUGAGAAGAAGCGGCGCUUGAAGCAGCUAUCCUAG